AUGAAGAAAGACUAUCGCAUCUCCCGCAACGUGCGCCUCGCCUGGGUCCUCAGCCGACUCCAUCAGGUCAUCUGGGCUGUGCCUGAGCCAGAGCUGAUAAAGUCAGAAAAUGAACUUGAUGUUCUCAGCAUCCUGCCUAAUGGGUGGCAGCCAGACGAGCCUGUUCAGCCCAGGCCCUAUCUGCUUGUGCCCUCUACACGGGUCACCUUUCUGGCCCGCCAGUACCGAUUUGUGAUUGAACUUGAUCUAAGCCCUUCCACAGGGAUUGUGGAUGACUCAACAGGGGAGAUAAUUUUUGAUGAAGUGUUUCAUGCCCUUUCCCGAUGCUUGGUGGGAUUGUUAAGACCCUUUCGUAUUCCUGGUUCAGACAUUAUCUACCAGCCAGAGAUCUUUGUCACCAUCCAGGCGUAUUCCUCCAUCAUUGGCCUGCAGGCCCAUCAGGUACUGUUCCAGGGCUGUCAGCUGGAUGAAACAAAGCGAGAGGCCUUUCUGCACCAAGUUUACACACAGCUAUGUGCCUUUGAGAACAAAGUGGCAGAGGUGCUCCAGCAACAGUAUGAACCCAGACCACAGGUGGAUUUGUCGCCCCUGAGCCAAGAGAGCCCUGGUGAUGUGCAGGAGUCAUCUGGGAGGAAGCCCAGUGUGUCUGUUGUCACUGCUGAUGUUGGCCUUGUCAGCAUGGUUCGGCAGGGGAUCCUAGCACUGCAGCUGCUGCCCUCCAACUCCAGCGCAGGUAUAAUAAUAAUUACGGAUGGUGUGACUAGCGUCCCUGAUGUGUCUGUGUGUGAGACUUUACUCAACCAGCUCCGCAGUGGCACAGUGGCCUGCUCCUUUGUACAGGUGGGCGGUGUCUACUCGUACGAUUGCAGCUUUGGCCAUGUUCCCAAUGUGGAACUGAUGAAAUUCAUUGCCAUGGCCACUUUUGGUGCUUACCUCUCCACGUGCCCUGAGCUGGAUCCCCUGAGCCUUGAUCUGAAUGUGUAUCACAAGGCAUUUCUGCUGUACUCCUUUCUGCGUACUGGGGAGUCCCUGAAUCCAGAAUACUACUGCGUGUCCCAGCACAGACUGUUCAAUGAGCAUCUGGUGUCUGCAAGCAGCAACCCUGCUUUGGCCAUGAGGAGGAAGAAGCACACUGAGAAGGAGGUGCAUGCUGACCUUGUGAGCAUUGUUUCGGUCCGACUGCGUGAGGGCUACAGCAUCCGUGAAGUCAGCAUCACAAAAGGUGGAUCUCAGUUGGAGGUGAAACUAGUGCUCCUUUGGAAGCAUAACAUGAGGAUAGAGUACUUAGCUGUGACACCCUGGCCCCUGGACCCAUCAAAGCGCAGCACAUGGGUGGAGGUGACGAUGGAGGGAAGCUAUGACAUCUUGCAUGACAUCAGUUGCACCAUGAGGAAGCCUAUCACCAGUCUGUACCGCACAACAGUUAUCCGGCGCUUCUGGAACACCUUGCAGAGCAUCAACCAGACAGAUCAGAUGUUGGUUCACCUGCAGUCUUUUGACACAGUCCCAGAACACUUCACCAUUCCUGAAAGCACCAAGAAUGGGGUUCCCCUCUUCUACAUCCCCCCAGGCUCCACCACUCCGGUGCUAUCCCUGCAACACAGUGGAUCUGACUCAAGCCAUUCCCAGUUUGCCUCCUACUGGAAGCCUAUCCUUUCCAUGGAUGCCAACUUCUGGCAGAGGUGGCUGCACAUGCAUCGUAUAGUCCUCCUUCUGGAGCAUGACACGCCGGUACCCAAGCACCUUCACACGCCUGGCAACAAUGGCCGCUACAGCACUAUCCAGUGCCGCAUCUCUCACUCGGCACUCACCUCCUUGCUGCGGGACUGGAGCAGCUUCGUGUUGGUGGAGGGCUACUCCUACGUCAAACUGAUACAUGGCUCUGAGGAUCCCACACCUUCUUCGUUUUAUGUGGUGCGGAUCAUCUCCAAAGCUCCCUGCAUGGUUCUCCGGCUGGGGUUCCCCAUUGGCACACCUGCACAGGCCAGGAACAAGAUAGUGGAGGAGUUACGGGACCGAAUCUUGCAGCUGCGCUUUCCCCACAGGGUCCAGAGCAAGGAGGCAACUCCAAAAGCAAAGAGGAAAGUGUUUGGCAGUAGUUCUCCCUCCAAGUCUCCAACUGUGGCUGGGGCCCAGUCAGCCCUCUCAGACAGACCCUGCCUUGUUGUUCUGCACAAACCCUUGGAGAAGCUACUCAUCAGGUAUGAAAAGCUGCCUUCUGACUAUCGAGCCCCCUUCAUUCUCAACCUGGAGCAUCCCCCAGUGUCUGGCCCACUCACUAUGGUGGCCAAUCGUACUGCCUCUUCCACCCUGGCCUCACUGUCCCGCUACUUCUAUCACCAGCGUUGGAUCUGGAGUGUCCAGUCAGGGCUGGCACCAGCUGUGCCCAUCACUGCUGUAGCCCAACUCCUUUCUACACUCACUGAGGUGCGUCUGUCAGAGGGUUUCCAUUUUGCAUCCAGCGGGGAUGGAAUUAUCAGCAUGGUGCUGGAGCUGCCUAUGCAGAUUGACAGCUUGAGUGAGAGCAGCAGCGGCAGGGAGAAGCACACCUGUGUUGUCCAGUACAUCCUCUUCCCACCACACUCUACCUCCACCAAGGACAGCUUUUCCACAGAUGAUGACAAUGAUACGGAGGUAGAGGCCAUUGAGGUGGACACAGAACUGAACCUGGUCACUGAGUGCUGGGUAGAGCCACAGAGUGGCCAUGUCCACAGUACUGCUGAGAAUUGGAAGCACUUCCAUGGCUUGCCCUACCAGAAAAUACCUAAAGCGCUCUAUCCCCGGGACCUUGCAUGCAUUGCCACCAUGCUGACCUUUGAGUACAUCAGCCAGUUGUGCCAGAACAAGGAGUGGGUCUGCCCUCCUUCAGACAGCAAAGCUACUGAAGAUACAGACAUGGGGGCCGGUUUUCGAGUGGAUGAGAUCGGGUUCCAGUUCAACCUCAUGAAGCUGUUGCCCAGGUGCCAGCAGGUUGAAAUGUUCUUCCUAAUGCUAACAAAAGCAGAGAAUGAGGAGGUGACCAAGGACUCUUCGUUUGUGCCCAAUGAAAUGCUACUAAACCUCUUCCAUGGCUGCCUGCAGCAUGACCUCAGUGACCGGGAGAUCCCCAUGACUGAUGCUGAUCACGUGGCUUUCAUGGAGCAGGUUCUGCAACGGGAUCGUGAUGGCCAUCAAGCCCCCUUCACACUUCCUGUGAUCAGAGAAGAAACCCUGAAAGCCUCUGGGACCUUGGAGCAGCAGGAUGCUUCUGCAUCCUGUCAUCUUGUUGGCAGUAAUGGCACCAGGGAUAUGGCUGGCUCCACAAGUACUCUGCAGAGCCUUGGCAACACGGAGCUGCCUGAGGAUGACGUGACCUUGAGUGACACCAUGGGGUCCUUUCCCCCACAAUGGCGAUGCUAUGCCAAGCUGGUCAACCCACAGCAUGUAUUCCUGACCUUCCUGCCAGCCACCUUCACAGAUGUACAGAAGCUGAUGGCUUGUGGGUUGGGCAAACCUCGAAAAGAUGAGAGUCGAUCUGGAGAGGAUACCCUGAGACCUGUCUGUGCAGAGCAAGUCAGGGCUGAGGCUGAAGAAGGGGAUGCUGCAGUGCCAUUACCUAUCCUCAGCAUAACACCAGCCCACGAAGUGAGCUGUGACCCUGGAGAACAGGGUGGCCCCUCGCGGAGAGAUGUACAUAUCUCCUUUUGUCGCCAGAACUCACAGUCUGAGCUAGGCGAGUGCCGCCGAUUUCGCUGCCCCAUUUACAUCUACAGCUGCUCUUUGGAGCUGUUACGAGAGCAGCUUGUCAGCCCACGGGCACACUGUCCUCCCCGGGACAUCUUUUUGAGGUCCCAGUCUCUGGAACGUCCCCCUACUGCUGCUUGGCUAGACCACAAGCAUAAGGAGUUGGUGAGUUACUGCACACUGCUGCAGGAGCACUCUCACCAGUGCUAUGUAAAAGGGCUGUUCAAGAGUCUUCAGCAGUCACACAGCAUCAGCUCCCAGGACCUACUUACAGCCAUGGACUACUGUGAGGAGCUGCUCCAAGAGAUUGAUAUCACCAACUUCCUGCUGACAGUGUGCAGCCAUGUCCGCUCAUUCCGAGAGAGCCACCAACAUUUCCAUACACACUCCAAAACAGCCAGCUUCCAAGUGGACAACAUAGAGCAAGAAGAGGAGCAGAGCUGUAGGGAACAGGGUAUUUUGGUCUCUGAAUCAAGUAUGGACAUGGAGGACUACAGUGAGCAGGACUCCCGUAACAUUGCUAGCCCCACAGAGGAACCAAAGAGCAGUGUGGGCACCAGCUGCUGUUCAGAGUUUCCUCUCUCGCUGCUUGAAAUUGGACAGCCUUGCCAGGCGCACCCUGACUUGCAUAGAAUUAUCCAGGAAAAAUUCCUGGAAAUUGGAAGUUUACAUUUCAAGCCGGUGCCAUCAAAUCCUCACUAUUUCUUCUAUUGCCCACCAUCAGCCAAGAAAGAGGAAGAGGCAUCUCGGGAUCAGGCAGACAGGAAAGGCAGUGAGGAUGUGGAGGGAUCAGAGGCAGAACUGGCAGCUGAAGAAGGAACUGUGUCUGGGUGCUGCAUUGCCACAGAGAGUGACCCAGAGCUGGAGGUGGAGUACCGUGAGAAGCUGGAGCAUGAGUUCCCAGACACAGAUUCCCUCUCGGACUCCAACACAGUGAACCAGGAUGAUGACUCCUUCAGUGUGCUGGGAGGGGACUCACUCAAUGAGCAGGAGUUUGUGGAGCAGGAGAUGCCCCCACUCUUUGUGCACCUUACCUGCUCAGUGAAGCUGCGUAGCCAGCACAGCUCCAUGCCCGUGCAGUCCCUGCCAACUUGUCUAGGGGAAGUUCUGGGCUGCCUGGAAAGCUGCCAGGGCUUGAACACCAUUGACUUGGGGGACCUCUGUGUGACCCUGGACAUCUUCGUGCUGACAUUGCCCCUGGAGAUAGAAGUUGUGAAUGCAGACAUUCUCCACAACAGAUGCACCUCUGAGAGCAGCGUGUCCUUCACACGCUCUCCAGGGCAACCAUCCUCUUUCCGCUCAGAUGAGGAUAUCAUGCACAACUUGGAACGGCUCCCGUCUACAGUAGAUGAGAGGCACCCUGCACUUUCCAACCUCCCUGGAGUGCACAGGCAGGCUAUUGAGGCCACUAUGAAUGAGAUUCGCUGGCUCCUGGAUGAUGAGAUUGUGUCCGCAUUGCGCCACUCGCAGGUCAUCAGCACCUCCAUCCUGCACCGGGUGGCCACCCACAUCUAUAACUCCAAGGGACGGCCCAGCUGCCACAGCGAGGUGGUGCUACUCCAGUUUGUCUUUGGACCCGAGCACUCUCUGGAGAAAUUCAAGGAGGAGUUCAGAAGAAUGUCUCUGCCAGGCUACAUGCUUAAUGCGGAAGGCAGUGACUACCACUACAUCUCCAUCAGCCGCCUGCACUCUAGGCGGGCAGCUCCAAACCCUUUGGGGACACCCUGCUUGCACCAGUCAGCUGAAGGGGGCACCAGGACAACCCUGGGGCAGGCAGGCCACGAGGGGAGUGGUGAAGCAGAGGCAGAGGGCUCCAAGCUACACCAUGUAAGCUGUGUCCUCCCAGAAGGAGCCCAGGGUGUCUGGGUGUGGCCGGAGAGUGAGAUGCGCAUUGUGCAAGACACAAGAAACCCCAUAGAUGGGGUCAGCCACACACAGGAUGAGGCCCCGGGAGAAGCACUGAGCCUUGAGCAGAGCAGAGCACCUGGCCGUGAGUCCCUCGAGGAGGCAGCUCCAGAAACAACCAUACAGUCACUGCCAUCCUCAUCGUCCGAAAAGGGCAACAGCGAGAAAUCGCCAUUGGUGAUGCCAUUAGCAGCAAGCCUGGCUGACUCCGUAGCACAGGGCAGGGAAG
Molecule: messenger RNA, 5857 nt
Organism: Leptosomus discolor (cuckoo roller)
Lineage: Eukaryota; Metazoa; Chordata; Aves; Leptosomiformes; Leptosomidae
Source: RefSeq, a predicted model, not a curated record